Molecule: messenger RNA, 1009 nt
Organism: Rhododendron vialii
Lineage: Eukaryota; Viridiplantae; Streptophyta; Magnoliopsida; Ericales; Ericaceae
Product: large ribosomal subunit protein eL20z-like
Exons: 4
Coding region: 183-644 (153 amino acids)
Source: RefSeq, a predicted model, not a curated record
UAAUUUACGUCUUCUUGUAAUAUCCAAUAGUAUCCAUUCUCUCAGUUAUAUCUCCCAUUGAUUGAUCCUUCUCAGCUCCAUCCCAAUUCGUACCCAAGAAGAAACAAUCAAACCCUAAAAAACCUGAUCACCACCACCAUCCCAAACCCUAGAAUUUCUACAAUUUUCCUUUAACAGUUAAGAUGAGCGAAGAAUCGAAGGUUCACCACCACCACCACCAGCAGCAGCAGCCGGAGCAGCCGCCGCCGCAGUACGGCACGUUCCAGGGCGUUCAAAACUUCCCGCCGCAGCCGGUGAUCGGGUUCCCCCAGCCGGUCGCGCCGCCGGGGUCCGCCGAGCCGCCGCAGUACUACGCCCAGGGUUAUCAGGCCGUUCCAGGUUAUGCUGUCGCUGAAGGAAGACCUGUAAGAGAGCGACGCCUUCCCUGCUGUGGGAUUGGGUUUGGCUGGUUCUUGUUUAUUGUUGGUUUCUUCCUUGCUGCUAUCCCCUGGUAUGUUGGAGCAAUCAUUCUUCUUUGUGUCAGAUCAGUUGAUUACAGAGAGAAACCGGGAUAUAUUGCUUGCACAGUUGCGGCUAUUCUUGCUGCCAUUGCAGUCAUCUUUGGUGUAUCAAACCAAAUGGACAAACAUAUUCACCCUUAUUAAAUGCAGGCGGUUCUUGCUGCCAUUGCAGUCAUCUUUGGUGUAUCAAGCCAAAUGGACAAACAUAUUCACCGUUUUGCUUUAUAAAUGCAGGCUGUUCUUGCUACCUUUGCAGUCAUCUUUGGGGUAUCAAGCCAGGAAUGGUAAAUCUUUGGGUGAAAGUUUUAUAGGUUGCAAAUUGGAAGCUAUCCAGGGUUCGUAACAUGUAUUAUCUUUACUUUUUGGAACCGAGUCAAGUGUAAUUUGUAUUGCACCAAUAUUCUCUAGUAAUUUGUUAGUGGUUAUAUUAUCGAGGGAGAUGAUGUGCUUUGACUGGGUAUGGAACUUGGAGCGAAAACAUAGUAAUAUAGCGUUGCAAAUUUGUCUCA